UGUCAUCCAACCAGCGGUACUUGCGUGGUUUAGCUCAACAGCUAACUGAACACAAUUUUCAAUUUUACCUCCAAAACCACAGCCUCCUUGGAAUUACUUCGGCCAUCAUGUCGUACCACGACGACGAAGAGCACGACCCCUACGCCUACCCAAACGACUAUGACCUACACACAGGUGACCCCAAAGCAGACCUCGCCUAUGAGAGGCAGUAUGAGCAGCAGACCUACCAUGUUAUCCCAGAGGUGAUCAAGAAUUUCCUUCAAUACUUCCACAAAACCAUCUCUGACUUGAUCGACCAGAAGGUCUAUGAGCUGCAGUCCAACCGCGUGUCCAGCGAGAGUAUUGAACAGAAGAUAUAUGAGAUCCAAGAUGUCUAUGAAAACAGUUGGAACAAGUUGACGGACCGUUUCUUCAAGACCUCUCCGUGGCCAGAGGCUGACUCCAUUUCAUCGCUGGUUGGCAACGAUGCUGUCUUCCUCAUUCUCUAUAAGGAACUUUACUACAGGCACAUCUACGCUAAAGUCAGUGGCGGACCCACUUUAGAACAGAGGUUUGAGUCAUAUUACAAUUACUGCAACCUCUUCAACUAUAUUCUGAAUGCUGAUGGCCCCGCCCCCUUAGAAUUACCAAACCAGUGGCUCUGGGACAUUAUUGAUGAAUUCAUCUAUCAGUUCCAGUCGUUCAGUCAGUACCGCUGUAAGACGGCCAAGAAGGUGGAUGACGAGAUUGAGUUCCUCCGAAACAACCCAAAGAUCUGGAACGUUCACAGUGUUCUCAAUGUUCUCCACUCCCUGGUGGAUAAAAGUAACAUUAACCGCCAGCUCGAAGUCUACACCAGCGGAGGGGACCCAGAGAGUGUGGCGGGGGAAUAUGGGCGCCACUCCCUUUAUAAGAUGUUGGGUUACUUCAGCUUGGUGGGGCUGCUGAGGUUGCACUCUCUACUUGGGGACUACUACCAAGCCAUCAAAGUGUUGGAGAACAUUGAGCUCAACAAGAAGAGUAUGUACUCCCGUGUUCCUGAGUGUCAGAUCACCACCUAUUAUUAUGUGGGCUUUGCCUAUCUGAUGAUGAGGCGUUACCAGGAUGCCAUUCGAGUGUUUGCCAACAUUCUGCUCUACAUCCAGAGGACUAGAAAUAUGUUCCAGAGGUCAACGUAUAAGUAUGAGAUGAUCAACAAACAGAACGAGCAGAUGCACGGUCUGCUGGCCAUUGCACUCACCAUGUAUCCGAUGCGCAUUGAUGAGAGCAUCCACACGCAGCUGAGGGACAAGUAUGGAGACAAGAUGCUGCGUAUGCAGAAAGGAGACCUGCAGGUGUUUGAGGAGUUGUUCAGCUUCGCCUGCCCCAAGUUUUUGUCUCCAGUGGUGCCCAAUUACGACAACGUCAGCGCCAAUUACCACAAGGAACCUUUCGAGCAGCAGCUGAAGGUCUUUGCAGAGGAGGUAGAGCAGCAGGCUCAGCUCUCCACCAUUCGCAGUUUUCUGAAGCUGUACACCACAAUGCCCGUGGCCAAGCUGGCAGGAUUCCUGGACAUGACUGAGCAGGACUUUCAGAUUCAGCUGCUUGUCUUCAAGCACAAGAUGAAGAACUUGGUGUGGACAAGUGGCAUCUCAGCUCUGGAUGGAGAGUUCCAGUCGGCCUCUGAGGUUGACUUUUACAUUGACAAGGACAUGAUCCACAUAGCGGACACUAAAGUGGCUCGUCGCUAUGGAGACUUUUUCAUCAGACAGAUUCACAAGUUUGAGGAGCUGAAUCGGACACUGAAGAAGAUGCCAGCAAGCAGCACCACAACCACAUCCGGAAGCGCCACAAGUCGAUAAAUCUGACCCUUGCUUUCACGUGUCUCGCAAUCGAUUGAUGACUUUUCUAUAUGACUUGGAAAUAAAUCAAUGGAUUUGGUGUUGUUACAAA
Messenger RNA from Dunckerocampus dactyliophorus (ringed pipefish), 1911 nucleotides. It is a transcript of the gene eif3s6ip, whose product is annotated as eukaryotic translation initiation factor 3, subunit 6 interacting protein. The transcript is spliced from 15 exons. Gene Ontology annotation, biological process: translational initiation. Lineage: Eukaryota; Metazoa; Chordata; Actinopteri; Syngnathiformes; Syngnathidae. Gene Ontology annotation, cellular component: cytoplasm; eukaryotic translation initiation factor 3 complex. Gene Ontology annotation, molecular function: protein binding; translation initiation factor activity. The record is from RefSeq and is a predicted model, not a curated record. The coding region runs from base 108 to 1820 and encodes 570 amino acids.